Molecule: messenger RNA, 399 nt
Organism: Malania oleifera
Lineage: Eukaryota; Viridiplantae; Streptophyta; Magnoliopsida; Santalales; Ximeniaceae
Exons: 1
Coding region: 1-399 (132 amino acids)
Source: RefSeq, a predicted model, not a curated record
AUGCGGAUGUGUAUAAAAAACAAUAUUAAAUCAACACUUCCUCAACUUGAAAAUGCAAAGGAAUAUCUUAAGGUUGUGGAAGAUUGGUUUCGUUUAGCAGACAAGUCCCUUGCAGGGAGAUUAAUGGCUGCACUUAUCACUAUGAAGUUUGAUGGUAGCCGAGGAAUGAACGAACAUGUCCUUGAUAUGACUAAUCUAGCUGCUAGAUUGAACUUAGUGGGAAUGAAUGUUGAUGAGAGCUUCCUUGUUCAAUUUAUUUUGAAUUCUUUGCCUCCUCAAUAUGGGCCAUUUCAGAUUAACUAUAACAUUAUUAAAGAAAAGUGGAAUAUGAAUGAAUUGGCAAUUAUGUUAACUCAAGAAGAGGCAAGGCUUAGGCAACAAGGGACAACAUUCAAUUAA